Messenger RNA from Drosophila subpulchrella, 435 nucleotides. RefSeq lists its product as uncharacterized. The record is from RefSeq and is a predicted model, not a curated record. Lineage: Eukaryota; Metazoa; Arthropoda; Insecta; Diptera; Drosophilidae.
AUGGCUCUGGUGGCCCAUCGGAUGAUGUUGCCUGCGCGGCAUCGACGCAACACCACCCAGCAGGUGGCCCGCAACAAGGUGGGCGUCCUCCUGGUUCCAAGUGUGGCGGAUUAUUACGGCGGCGAGAUGCCACCGCCUUUGGCCACGCCCACGCCCACUCCGGCCGCCUCCCAGUUGCACCUGCAACAGGAUCCAGCAGAAACAGCCACCGAUAGCAGCAAUGCAAAAGUGAGUGCAACAAGUCGGUGCAAUGGCCCAAAUGCAGUUGGCUUUGCUUGCGAAAGCAAAAUUAAGGAAUUUCCUGAUGGGAUUUCCCCCAAAAAUCAGCUCUGCUUUUCAUUUUUCCAUUACCCUCGGUUAUGCUAUUUGCCUCUUUUUCUGGGCUUCGACUGGCGCCAACUUUAUGCCGCUCAAUGUGUGCUAUGUGAGGCAUAG